CAUAUGAAGGCAGCAUAAAAGUAGUCUUUAAUAUUUCAGUGGUUAAAUCCAUAUAUUCAGAAGUGAUAUGAUCAGUGUGGUUGAGAGUAGAUCAAUAUUUAAUUUCUUUUUUUUUUUUACUAACAAAAUCUCUCCACUUUCAGAUGUGACAGUGAAACUAAACAGGUGCCAAGUGUGACUUUCAGAUGUGAAAGUAAAAGUGGAGAUUUAUAGUAAAAAAGGACUUAAAUUUGAUCUGUUGGUCACCAACACUUAUCAUAUCACUUUAGAAGACAUAUACUAAACCACUGGAGUCUAAUGUAUUACUUUUAUGCUGCUUUUAUCUGCUUUUUGGACCUUCAGAUUUCUGGCCACCACUCACUUGCAUUGAAAAGACCAACAUAGCUGAGCUAUUCUCCAAAAAAUCUUUGUGUUCGGCAGAAGAAAGUCAUACACAUCUGGGAUGGCAUGAGGGUUCCAUGUGGACAAGCUCUCGUCUGCUCAUGUAUAUCUCAGAAUGCCCAAGGGUACAAUGGUAGAAGACAUACCAAAAGAAGUCCUAAUUGAUUGUGCACAGCUGGUGAAAAACAACAGCAUUCAAGGUUGCAAAAUGAACAAUAUUAAUAUUGUCUACACACCGUGGAGCAAUCUAAAAAAAACUGCAGACAUGGAUGUCGGGCAGAUUGGAUUUCAUAGACAGAAGGAGGUGAAAAUUGUGGCAGUAGAGAAGAAAAUUAACGAAAUCGUAAACAGACUGGAGAAAACGAAAGAGGAACGCUAUCCUGAUCUUGCAGCUGAGAAGGAGUCUAGGGACAGAGAGGAGAGAAAUGAGAAGAAAGCUCAGAUACAAGAGCAGAAAAAGAGAGAGAAGGAUGAAAUGAAGAAGAAAAAAGACAUGGAGGAAUUAAGGAAUUAUUCAUCACUCAUGAAGAGUGACAACAUGACCACAAAUGAGGAUUGCUAUGAUUCAGAUGACUUCAUGUAAAGGAAUAGAUCUGCGAUAAAGAAGAACCAACAUCUUUCCCUACAGUAUCUUCAAUUAAUGAUCUUUGGAAUUAUCGGAAACGGUCCUUGUGCCAGUAAAGCACAAUGCCAUGACUUUCUAAAGCAGUUGGCUCCACCAUUCCUUUGAAAAUACCAAUAAAAUAAGUAAUGUAUGCUCUGUGAAUGACAAGACUAAGUGGAUGGCUUAUUUCAACAAGAAUUUGGAGAAUUUUGUAUGUUAAGUUUUGUUACUGGGCUCAGUGAAUUAAAGAUAGUUACUGUGCAGAUGUUUUACUUAUGGAUGUGUACUGUACACUAAGAACAAGACAGAAUUUGUGAUUAUGCAAUGACUCCUGCAAGGUCUAUCACUUAUUAAAUUAUUCCCUCUAUUGACAUUCUACAUUAAAUAAAUAUUUCUCAGUUCA
This is a messenger RNA of Myxocyprinus asiaticus (Chinese sucker), 1388 nucleotides long. Its product is annotated as coiled-coil domain-containing protein 25-like. Bases 497 to 964 code for a protein of 155 amino acids. The record is from RefSeq and is a predicted model, not a curated record. NCBI's taxonomy places the organism in Eukaryota, Metazoa, Chordata, Actinopteri, Cypriniformes, Catostomidae. The transcript is spliced from 7 exons.